Molecule: messenger RNA, 237 nt
Organism: Purpureocillium lilacinum
Lineage: Eukaryota; Fungi; Ascomycota; Sordariomycetes; Hypocreales; Ophiocordycipitaceae
Source: RefSeq, a predicted model, not a curated record
AUGCUUGUGGGCACGAGGCACGCAGGGCAGGGCAGGCAAGGGUCGAGCCACCUCAAGCAUCCAAGCAAAAAGGAAGAAGGCAGGGUGAGAGUGAGACCUUGUGCAGCCUCGACGGCGAGAGAGGGAAGCCGGCGAUUGGAUACCGCACAGCACUGGUCUUCUGCAGCGGCACAGGCCGUGCAUGCUCGUGGUACCAGUGUCGCAAGUGUUUCUUGGAGCUACGAGUGCUGCUACUAG